Molecule: messenger RNA, 1863 nt
Organism: Procambarus clarkii (red swamp crayfish)
Lineage: Eukaryota; Metazoa; Arthropoda; Malacostraca; Decapoda; Cambaridae
Product: cytochrome P450 2L1
Biological process (GO): xenobiotic metabolic process
Cellular component (GO): cytoplasm; intracellular membrane-bounded organelle
Molecular function (GO): oxidoreductase activity, acting on paired donors, with incorporation or reduction of molecular oxygen, reduced flavin or flavoprotein as one donor, and incorporation of one atom of oxygen; steroid hydroxylase activity; iron ion binding
Source: RefSeq, a predicted model, not a curated record
GCCAGCGCGAGCUGUGAGAUUAGAAUUAGCUACGACUCGACAGACUGCAUCAGAAUGUUGAUGGAGUUACUGCUGGGGAUUCUCCUCUUGACCGGUUGCCUUUUCUUGACCACCAGGAAGCCCUCGAAACUGCCGCCAGGUGUGUGGGGAUGGCCUGUGAUUGGCUGCCUCCCUUCCUCCAGUGAGCGCUUGUCUGAUCAAGUCAAUAAACUCCGCGCCAUCUACGGAGACAUUAUCAGCUGGCGUAUAGGGUGUCGCAUCUUCGUGUUCUUGUGUAAUAACGACUUGGUCAAGACCGUCCUCACCCGGCCCGAGUUCGUCGACCGCCCUGACCUAUUUACCUACGAUGUGUUCAGCGGUGGCACUAAGACCGGUGGACUCAUUUUCACCAAUGGACAAUAUUGGAAGAGGAAUCGCAAGCUUUUUCUCCACCAGCUACGAGACUUGGCGUUGGAGACAGACAUACAGCAAGAAGCGACCUACUUGGUGGAGGACUUGAAGGAACACGUCAGAACGCCCCAGCCUCUGCCUCUCUCCUGCAGGAUGGCUACCAUCAAUGUUAUCUGGAAAUUUACUGCAGGGACCCGUUUCGACCUGUGGGACGCCGGCCUCCAGAAUUUCUCCCGUCUGAUGAGUGAGAUGAGAAGCAGCUUGCAAGGCCGAGUCGCCCUCUUCAACGCCCUACCCUGGUUGAUCACAGUCGCUCCCAAUUUCCUUAUGGAGAAAUUGGGAGCCAAUAGGUUGCUGUACAAUGUCGAAAAAAUCACUGAUUUUAUAAUGCCAUUCAUAGAGGACCACGCGGCUAAGAUCGACCCAUCCCAACCCAGAGACCUGAUGGGUCUCUAUCUGAUGGAGAUGCAGAAGGAGGCUGACAGCCCUGAUUCCCACAUGAGCUGGAAGGACCUGGCAGUGGUGACAAUAGAACUGUUUCUCUCUGGCAGCGAGACCAUUUGGGCCACUCUCCACUGGGCUGUCCUCUACUUGGCCAAAUACCCCGACGUUCAGGCUAGAACACAGAGGGAGAUUGACGCGGCCGUGCCCAGAGGCACUCUGCCUUCUCUGCUCGACAAGGACAAGUUGCCGUACCUGCAAGCGGUCAUCAACGAGGUUCAUCGCAUCGUUGCACUGGCACCAUUGGGAGUGGCACACUGUGCCAGCCAAGACACGCAGAUCGGAGAAUACAGCAUCCCAAAGGACACGGUGAUAGUGACUAGUUUGGAGAGCUGUCUCAAAGACCCGCAGCUGUGGGAGAAGCCUGAGGAGUUUAACCCUAGCCACUUCUUGGACGAGGGAGGGCAUUUUACUCCCAGGAAGGAAGAAUUCUUACCUUUUGCUGUUGGUCGGCGAGUGUGCCUGGGACAGCCUCUGGCCAGUAUGGAGCUGUUCAUCUUCCUGUCGACGCUUCUACAGCACUUCACCUUCAGUGUUCCUGACGAUGAGGAACUCAUCAUCGAGAGGGACCCGCGUGAGAUGAUCAUCAAUGCCCCGAAGAGCUCCAAGAUUGUGAUUACCGAGAGGGAAUAACACUGCCAUCAGUGUUAGGUACCUGGGAGUUAGUCAGCUGUCACAGGCUGCUUCCUGGGGGUAGAGGCCUGGUCGAGGACCGGGCCGCGGGGAUACUAAGCCCCGAAGUCAUCUCAAGAUAACCUCAAGAUAGUGUUUGAUGGGUUGAAUAACCUGAGAUGCUUGACUUGAGACGCCUUGCUGAAAUUUGUAUUGUAUUAAUUUAUACCUCUAUCACAUUACUACCUGAAAAGGCUUCCAGGUAAUGUAUUUAUAAUAUCAGAAACUGUAUGAACUUAUAAUACCAAAAUUAAAAUACAAAGUCAUAAAAUCACAAAAAUUAAAAUCAUAAAAAUCAUA